AUGGGAAAGAAACAGAAUGGCAAAACCAAGACGGUUGAGGAUGCAGAGCCGGAAGAGUUUGUUGUGGAGAAAGUCUUGGAUAGACGAGUUGUGAACGGAAAAGUUGAAUACUACUCAAAGUUGAAAGAUUUCACAGAUGCAGACAACACACGGGAGCCAGAAGAGAACUUAGACUGUCCAGAGCUGAUUGAAGCAUUUCUCAACUCUCAGAAAGCUGUUUUAUCUUUCUGUGUAAUAACACCAGCAGCAUUAAACCCAUUUUAUGUAUUUUACUUUCAGGUUCCAGAAACUUUUGAAGAUGUUGCUGUUAAGUUUUCAAAAGAAGAGUGGGAGAUGCUGACUAAACAGGAGAAAGAGCUGUACAGAGAGGUGAUGGUGCAGAACUUUGAGAACAUGAUUUCAUUAGGAUAUAGUAUCCCAAUGGAGCAUCUAUGUUUACUUAUUGAGAGAGAUGAAAGAAAUCCAUGUGGUUAUCCAGAAGAAGGAAUAAAAUUACUGAAAAACAAUCAUCCUGACGGCAGUACUGAUAUUGACAGGAAUGCAGACUCCAGUGAGAUUCAGACAUGUUGGUCAUCGCAUAGGAAAUACCUUUGUUCUGAAUAUGACAAGGCUUUGCCUGUCAAGAUGGAAAGCACAAAACAUGACAAGGAACAGUCUGAAACUGGUUGCUGUAAUUACGUGGAAGUCAAUGAUGGCAUUAUGAGGAAUACAGGUUUAGAAACCGAAUUGGAAGUUUAUGGAUGGAAAUGGCUUGAUGAUAGCAAAAACAAUGUAAAUGAUAAAUUUGCUUCCUGUGACCAAAGACAAAAGGAUACUGUUGUAGUGUAUAACCAGGGCACCUGUAGUGAGCAGGUGAAUAAAUGUGUCACAUCUGACAAACGUUUUACAAGUGAAAUAAGUUUAUCGGGGUAUCCAUUCCAUGCCAGUCAGGAAUCAUAUAGUUAUAAUCCAUGUGACAAUGUAGUUUUGAGUAAAAAAACUUCAGCUGCACAUGAGAUUAUCCGGUAUGGGGAAAAACCACAUAAAUGCACCAAGUGCGACAAGAGCUUUGCUAAGAAGAGUAUCCUGGCGAGACAUCAAUCAGUGCACUCUGGGCAGAAGCCCUACAAAUGUGAUAUAUGUGAUAAGACUUUUAAAUGCAAAAAUUCUAUAUUAAAGCAUAGUUGGAUCCACACUGGGCAGAAACCCUAUAAAUGUGCCACAUGUGGCAAGAGUUUUACAGAGAGGAGUAGUUUGGUAAAGCACCAGUUACUUCAUACUGGACAGAAACCCUAUAUAUGUGCCACAUGUGGCAAGAGUUUUCCAAUUAAGGGUAGACUGACAGAGCAUCAACGAUCCCACUCUGCGCUGAAACCAUAUAAAUGUUCACUUUGUGACAAGCGUUUUACAGUUAAAAUCAGUUUGGUAGCACAUGAGCUUAUGCAUGCUGGACAGAAACCCUAUCAAUGUUCCAUGUGUGAUAAAGGUUAUACAGUUAAAAGGAGACUGACAGAGCAUCUGCGUUCCCACUCAGAACAAAAACCCUAUAAAUGUGGUGUUUGUGACAAAGGUUUUAUUGUUAAGAGAAGCUUGGUGCGACAUGAAACUGUCCACACAGGGCAGAAACCAUAUAAAUGUGAAAUCUGUGGUAGAGGCUUUAAAGUUAAGGGUAGUUUAGUAGAUCAUCAGAGUAUUCACAAUGGGCAGAGACCUUAUAAAUGUGACAUCUGUGACAAGAGUUUUGCCCACAAAAGUAGUAUAGUGACACAUCAGUUUGCCCACAGUGGGCAGAAACCACAUAAAUGUGCCAAGUGUGACAAGAGCUUUGCAUUGAAGGGUAACCUGGCAAGGCAUCAGUUGGUACACAGUGAGCAGAAGCCCUACAAAUGUGAUAUUUGUAACAAGAGUUUUAACAGAAACAGAACUUGUUAAAGCAUAACUGUGUCCGCACUGGGCAGAAGAGCAGGCAGGGUCUGAAUGAGAGACAGAACCAACAAAUGAAGGAAAGUGGUAUUGCUGAAAAUGAAUUCAUCCAUGAGCCGCGGUGAGAACCGUCAUGUGGUAGACCCUGUUUUUACAAAAUCUCACUAAGACAACAGUGAUACUUAGACUGAAUUUUAUAAAUUGUGGAGAAAUGUAGGACAAAUAGUAAAAAAGAAGCAUUGGUGUCAGGUCCCAGGAUAAAAAGUGCCUUCUCCUGGAGUAUACAAGGCAGUGUAGAAUCCUAUGAACAAGGAAACAUUUCUACCACAGGGCUAGGCCACACUGAGAUUGAGUGUUACCUCUGUCAUAGAAAGAAGCAGUCCACAUUUAAAGAAAGAAAAACAGACACGAUGCAUAAAAACAAUAAAGUAGACUGCUGCAGAUAAGAAAUAUAUUAUGGAUUGUUGCUUUUGUACAACAAACCCAAAAUUUCCACACCUAUAACAAACACCAAGAAUAAGAAAGAAAAGUAUUUUCACAAGAAGAAACCUAUGGGUAAUAAUUUAAAAUCAUUAAUGUGCUAAGUGGGACAAAAAAUUACCUCGAUGAAGCAGCAUCUGGCUUCCUGGCAAAAGAAGGGGCAGAGGAAGUGAAGAAAGAUAAAGGUCAAAAACAGGGGUUAUUGAAAGGUAUAAAUAAGACAGACAGACAUUGGAAAGAAAAAGAGAUCUGAUAGGAUGCAAUAUUUAUGCAGAGAAGAAAGACAUAUUUAAAAAAGAAGGAAGCCAUACGAGUCAAUAUGAAAAAUCACAGUUCCAAAGAUAUCUGAAGAGACAUCCAGGUGUGGUAAAUUUCAAAAUGGAAAAAAAGGAGAGAGAGAAAUAAGAUUACAAAUGUGGAAAUAAUGUAAUUGAUAAAAAAGAAGUUUAGCAAUGAAGAAUUAAACAAAAUAAAAUUGGAAGUGAUAAGCCAACAAUGAAGUGUAUGAUUAGUGUGGAAACUCCAGUACAGGCAGUAGUCCAGCACGAGGGGUCAAUGAGUCCCCAGAUGAUGAUGAUGCAGCAGAAGGAGUAGGAUGCAUCGGGAGAUGAGAACACCAGGUGGUAAUGUUCUGGAAAAAGAGCAGUUAGAAUUAAAAAGUAAGGGCAAGAGUGCAAAACUAUGGAAAAGUGGUUUCCCUCAGUCCGGAAGAGAAUGAUCCAAGGAAAGACCUACUUGAUGUAAUAUAAAUGGGCUAAAAUAUUUAGAUAGAUAGAUAGAUAGAUAGAUAGAUAGAUAGAUAGAUAGAUAGAUAGAUAGAUAGAUAGAUAGAUAGAUAGAUAGAAGAAAUAGAGUACAACAAGUGAAUAAUUCCCAAAAUGUUAGAAGACUGGUAAACAGAAGAAUACAGUAAUUGAGACUCUCAAGAGAAAUUCAUGUGAAUUAACAGAAAUAACUAGGAUAUAUUACUGUACAGCUGAAAUAGUAACAGAUGAAGUGUUACCACAAAAAUGUACAGCAACAAAGGAAAGGAAAAAGUUAAGUACUCUGAUGAAGCAGUGGAUAAAGAAAAUUCUAAAGAAGCUAAGACAAGAAGCAUUACUAUUAGAAGAAUACAGAAAAGCGAGCAAAUAAAAAAUCUUAGAAAGAUAUAUGUGGUAAAUACAGCACAUUAUGUCAAAACAGAUCAGGAUUUAUCAUAUACUGCCCAAUAAUAAACUAAACAUAGGUUCAUAGGUAGGUACUAAGCUA
This is a messenger RNA of Protopterus annectens (West African lungfish), 3633 nucleotides long. RefSeq names its product zinc finger protein 26-like. The transcript is spliced from 4 exons. Gene Ontology annotation, molecular function: DNA-binding transcription factor activity, RNA polymerase II-specific; RNA polymerase II cis-regulatory region sequence-specific DNA binding. Gene Ontology annotation, biological process: regulation of DNA-templated transcription. The record is from RefSeq and is a predicted model, not a curated record. Lineage: Eukaryota; Metazoa; Chordata; Ceratodontiformes; Protopteridae. The coding region runs from base 1 to 1911 and encodes 636 amino acids.